AUGGCUAUCCCUCCAAAGUUUGCAGGACACAAGCUGUUAGAUGCUUCUGGCCAACAGACUCAUCAUACACUUGAGCUAUAUCUCGACUACGUCUGCCCUUUUUCAGCGAAGAUGUUCAACACCUUCUAUGGAUUUAUCAGACCCAUAAUUGCUGAAAAUUACUCCACUAAGCUCCAGGUUAUAUUUCGCCAGCAUAUUCAGCCUUGGCACCCAUCAUCAACAUUAACCCACGAAGCCGGUGCCGCUGUCUUGAAGGUAGCCCCAGAAAAAUUCUGGGAGUUCAGUGCUGUCUUAUUCAAACACCAGAAAGACUUCUUUGACGUUAGUGUCGUUAAUGAAACACGCAACAAAACAUAUGAACGAUUGGCAAAGGUUGCUGGAAGUAUUGGAAUAAAUGAACUUGAGGUACUCAGGUUGUUGACCAUCAGCGAGAAAGCUAGUGAUGAUGCACAGUUAAACACUGGAAAUGGUGUGACGAAUGAUAUUAAAUUGAUGGUGAAGUCAAAUCGCAUGGUGGGGGUCCAUGUUUCCCCAACAGUUUAUUUCAAUGGUAUUGAAGAGCCGGGAAUUAGCAGCAGUUUCACUGCUACUCAAUGGGAGCAAUGGCUCAACAAAAACGUGACUUGA
Messenger RNA from Aspergillus wentii DTO 134E9, 627 nucleotides. Its product is annotated as DsbA family protein. The record is from RefSeq and is a predicted model, not a curated record. The transcript is spliced from 5 exons. Lineage: Eukaryota; Fungi; Ascomycota; Eurotiomycetes; Eurotiales; Aspergillaceae. The coding region runs from base 1 to 627 and encodes 208 amino acids.